Suillus plorans is the source of this 729-nucleotide messenger RNA. RefSeq lists its product as uncharacterized. The annotation marks the transcript as partial. The transcript is spliced from 2 exons. The record is from RefSeq and is a predicted model, not a curated record. NCBI's taxonomy places the organism in Eukaryota, Fungi, Basidiomycota, Agaricomycetes, Boletales, Suillaceae.
AUGGAGUUCAGUGUGGAAGAAGAGGGAGAUAUACAGGAUGAAGCAGCACUUCUCACAUUCUCAGAAAUCCUCUUUCAUGCACAGAAUACUGCUGCCGAAGGGGAAAGACAGAGGUCAAAAGAUACCGGAAGGCCAAAGCAUUACACCGGAAACUCAACUCGGACUCUACGACGUCAUGCUCUGAAAAGGAAAAGGAUUGCGGGAACAAAUCAGACUUUCAUCAGCAGCUGGAUUACAAAGAAGCCGGAAUUCGAAGGUGUCCAAGUUGAAGGCACUGAAUCUCCAUAUGAGGUGAGUUCUGAUGUCAUGGCUCGUGAAGAAGAAUCUUCCGAAUCAGCAUCAGAUUCGUCUGGGGAUUCCAUGGGAGAGAACCCAUCUCGAUCAUCACCUUUUGAAAUGUUAUUCAGCGAACAGGAGGAACAAAUUCAGAAAAUGCUGGAAGACAUCCAAAAUGGACAGCCACCCUGCGAUGACAGUCCAGAGACAUUCACAGAUUCAGUUCUCAAUGCUCUUGAUUACAAAGACUUCCCUGCCUUACAUCGGGCUCGAGAAAAAAUUGCAGCGAGCAGCAAAGACAAGAAGCUUGAUGUGGUUUUCCGAUCUCGCAUCACAGCAAUGCUUGGUGCUUUGAACCUCUACCUUGAUCCGGAGCUGUCGUAUGGUUGGCGUGAAGCAUCUCUCGUGGCCUCGAAAUCACUAGGCCAAGGAAUCAAUCAUGCACGCAACAUA